Drosophila virilis is the source of this 1310-nucleotide messenger RNA. RefSeq names its product small glutamine-rich tetratricopeptide containing protein (gene Sgt). Gene Ontology annotation, cellular component: TRC complex; membrane. Gene Ontology annotation, molecular function: molecular adaptor activity; protein binding. Gene Ontology annotation, biological process: post-translational protein targeting to endoplasmic reticulum membrane. The record is from RefSeq and is a predicted model, not a curated record. NCBI's taxonomy places the organism in Eukaryota, Metazoa, Arthropoda, Insecta, Diptera, Drosophilidae.
GAAAUUUGGCUCGCCUCUAUAAAUCGGUCGCAUGUUCAGAGAUUUUCAUUGUGUGUAGCAGAGGAGCUCAAUAAGCCACAUAAGUGAAUUUCCAUAAGGAUAGAACAAAGUAAAUAAUCGAAAAAAUAAAAAUUAUAAAAAUGCCGGACGCAGUGCAGCAAAGCUUUGUGCGCUCCUUCAUUGACUACUUGAAGAAGCAAGUCGAUGUCAUGUCGCCGGAUCAGAGCGAGAGCAUUGAGGUGGCCAUACAAUGCCUACAGGCCGCAUUCGAUGUGGGCGAUGACGAGCCGGAAGAGCUGACGGCUUCAACACAGACCACAACGGCAUCUGCCGCUGGCAGUGCUGCUGGCGGCGGCACGGGCACAGCGCCGGGCGGCGAUGCAGCUGCAGCCGGCAGCAGCGGUGGCCCGAUUGCCGUCAAUACAAAGAACAUUGACAUGUUUGAGCUCUUCCAGUCGCUGUACAUUGAACGUAAUCCCGAAUCGCUGGCCUUGGCAGAAUCCAUCAAAAAUGAGGGUAAUCGCCUGAUGAAGGAUGGCAAAUACAAUGAGGCGCUGUUGCAAUACAAUCGCGCCAUCACCUUUGACCCGAAAAAUCCGAUUUUCUAUUGCAACCGAGCCGCGGCCCAUAUUCGUCUGGGCGACAACGAACGCGCCGUCACCGACUGCAAAUCGGCGCUGCUUUAUAACGUCAACUAUAGCAAGGCAUAUUGCCGCUUGGGCGUCGCCUAUUCCAAUCUGGGCAAAUUCAAUGAGGCGGAGCACGCAUAUGCCAAGGCGAUUGAACUGGAGCCUGACAACGCUGACUAUCGCAACAAUCUGGAGGUGGUGCGCAAUGCACGCAAUCAGCCGCCGCAGCUGUCGCAUCUGAGCGAUGGCCUCAACGCCAUGCUGUCCAAUCCCACAGUGCGCAAUUUGUUCAGCAGCGCCGAAAUCGAUCUGGAGCAAUUGCAAUCGAUGACACACAAUCCGAUGGUCAUGAACGCCAUCGGUCAAUUGUUUUCCAAUAUCGGUGCACCGGGAGCUGCUGCACCCGGCUCGGGUGCUCCACCAGCCCAAGUGCCGGCCAUGCCCAAUGAUAUGUUGCAAUUGUUCCAGAGCUUCGCCACGCAGCUGGUGGGUGCGCAGCAGCAGCAGCAGCAACGGCAGCCGGGAGGAACCAGUCCACCCGAUGGCCAACAGCCGGGCAAUCAGCCGCCGCCAAGCAUCUAGGUGUGUGUGCAUCGUUUUAGAGUUAACCGAGCGCGAUUCGAGCGCUAUAUAAAAUGUACUAAGUUUUAAGCUGAAAUAAAUUGUGUUAAUGUUUAAAAA